CCAGCGCCACAAUUACCCCCCUAUCUUUUCAUUUCCCGCUAUGUAAAAACCCUAAAAACUAUUCAGAUCCCCAAUUCUUCAUCCUCCUCCGCUCAAACUUCCGGCACAUCUCCACGCCGACCUCGACGGUGUCGAGAUCCCCCCUCCUCCGCAUCUCCUUGACAGCCCCCUCCUCCUCCAUGGUUGGCCUCAGAUUUGUUCUGCUCCAUGAUUGGAUUCGGUUCCCUCUUCGUCAAAUCGACAGACUCUCUCUCUCUAGACGAAGGCAAUGACGAUGUUUUUUGAACUGAACACCGGCGCUAAGGACCCGGUGGUUGGUCUGGGGACGUGGCAAGCAGAUGCCGGAGGCAUCCGAGGUGUUGUGAUUGUCGUCGUCAAGUUUCACAUCAUGACAUUGUACAUAAGUAUCAGAAAGUUGCCACCAUCGUCAAUCCACGAGCUCCUCCCAGACUCCGUCAAAUCCUUCUCCGUCUCCUCCAACGGCCACUUCACUGUCAACCUCCAAUCCCCCUGCUACAUCCACUUCGAUUACCUUGUCCACUAUGCCGACGCCAUCACCGGCGUCAUCAAGUACGGAUCGACCGACGAGCUGAAGGGGAUCAAGGCAGAGGAGGAAUUCGAGCUGGUUGCGGGCCAUCGAUUCUCCGACGAAGGCAGAGGAGGGAUUCACGCCGUUCUCCCUUUCGAUCUGGGUUUUUGUUUAUUUACGUUUUUGAGAAAUAGGGGAUUGGGGUUCGGUUGGUAAUGGGCGAGCUCUGCGCUGAAACUUGGUUUUUGUUGAUCAAGGAGGAGGAAACAUGAUGCUUCAACAACUUGGAGGAGUAAAUGCAAUUGGAUUCUAUAAAUUAUUCAAAGUUCAUUAAGUUAUGUAAACAAUUGUAUUCUUUAUAAUCUAUGUAAAAAUUUUAUGUAUCUUUCUAGUUUUUUGGUGAAUGUAUUAUUUAAAUAUAAUUAUAUUUGAUAUUAAAAUAUAAUUAGAUUGAUUGUGUUGGAUAU
Molecule: messenger RNA, 996 nt
Organism: Asparagus officinalis (garden asparagus)
Lineage: Eukaryota; Viridiplantae; Streptophyta; Magnoliopsida; Asparagales; Asparagaceae
Exons: 5
Coding region: 269-745 (158 amino acids)
Source: RefSeq, a predicted model, not a curated record